UGCAGGGUGAGUGCUGGAUGGUGAGUGCAGGGUGGUGAGUGAAGGGUGAGUCCUGCUGCUGCCUCUGGGCCUGGGUGGUGAGUGCUGGGUGGUGAGUGCUGGGUGAGUGCUGGGUGGUGAGUGCUGGGUGAGUGCGGGGUGGUGAGUACAGGGUGAGUGCUUGAUGGUGAGUUCUGGGUGAGUGCUGGAUGGUGAGUGCUGGGUGAGUGCUGGGUGGUGGGUGCAGGGUGAGUGCUGGAUGGUGAGUGCAGGGUGGUGAGUGCAGGGUGAGUCCUGCUACUGCCUCUGGGCCUGGGUGGUGAGUGCUGGGUGGUGAGUGCUGGGUGAGUGCUGGGAUGGUGAGUGCUGGGUGAGUCCUGCUGCUGCCUCUGGGCCUGGGUGGUCUGGGAUGAUAGUGGGGCCUUCCAGCCGAGGGGGCCCAGGAGCUGCAAGCUCGUGGGCCGUGUGGACAGAGGGGCGCACGCACCCUGGAGACAGCCGCAUCUUCCUUCCUCAGGCCUUCCCGGCCGUCUGUGGCCUUCGUGUCCAGGCGCGUCCCUUCCCGUCAUCUCUGCUUUGGGGUGGCUUCUCCAGGGCCUCCCGGCAGAACUGCUCUGAGCCUCAACCCUCACUUUGUUCCUCAGUCCAAGUAAAACGGAACCUGUUCUCUCCUUUGAGAAGGGUUUUGCAGCCCCAGACCAGACCUCGUCUCCCGCCUGGAACAGUGGGAGGAGCCAUGGGUUGAAGACCGGGAGAGACCUGAGCUGCAGGCCGUGCCGAGGGGCCCCCGCGCAGGUGAGUGCCGCCGCGCAGGUGAGUGUCCCCGCGCAGGUGAGUGUCCCCGCGCAGGUGAGUGCCCCCGCGCAGGUGAGUGCCGCCGCGCAGGUGAGUGCCCCCGCGCAGGUGAGUGCCGCCGCGCAGGUGAGUGUCCCCGCGCAGGUGAGUGUCCCCGCGCAGGUGAGUGCCGCCGCGCAGGUGAGUGCCGCCGCGCAGGUGAGUGCCGCCGCGCAGGUGAGUGCCGCCGCGCAGGUGAGUGCCCCCGCGCAGGUGAGUGCCCCCGCGCAGGUGAGUGCCGCCGCGCAGGUGAGUGCCGCCGCGCAGGUGAGUGCCGCCGCGCAGGUGAGUGCCGCCGGCUGCGCUGUGGGUGCCUCCGGCUGUCUGGGCUCAGCUGGGCCUGCGGCCCACAGCCCCUGGGUGAGUGCGCAGCACCGUGCAGCGACCGAGGGUGUGUCCCUCCCAUGGGAGAGGGCACGCACAGCUGCUUUCUAAACUAGACAGGAGAAACGCAGGGGCUGCCCCGCUCCUGCCCCCAUGGACACUGGCCAGGGCCAGGGCUCGCAGGGUGCGGUGGUGCAGGGAGAUGGGAGGGGCCUGAGGGCUGCACCUCGCCACCCAGUGCUGUCCUGCGGAGGCCAUUGGUGUGAGUGACCGCCCGGUGAUGGUCACGUGGGGUCACAGGCCUGGCACUGGCUGCUCGUGAGGGUCUCCAGGUGUAUGGCCCUGGGUCGGAGUUUGCUCCACGUUCCGGUUUGCAAAACUGGGGCAGUGGUCAGAAGGGCUUUGCUUUUUACUUGGGCUUUCAGAGUGAGGUGGAGCAGCUGGCGUGUGGAGCCCCGCGGUGGGGAGGUGUGGGGUCCCUGGGCGUGUGGAGUCCCGGCUGGAGGGAGCUGUGACUCCAAGACUGAGUGGUGGAGAAUCACGUGGAGCUACCUGUCUUCUAGACAACAAUCCGGCCCCACCUCCACCCUCAUAAGUGGCGCCUGCUGAGUGAACAAGGUGCAAGGACAUUCUCUUGGCCCAGUUGCUUCUGUUGGUCGGCAGGCAUGUGUGGGUGCCCCCUCACGUCAGCAGUGCCAGGAGUGAGCGGCCUGCCUGCCACCAGGGCUGGGGAGGCGUCUGGGCUCAUCUGGGUUUCUGCUGUUGAUACUUGCGGCUCAUCUGUGUUUCUUUGAAUGAGUUUUCCUGGUCACGCGUAGCCAUGUGGAAUGAGCUGAGUAGAUGAAAGGGAAUCGAGGCACACAGCAGGAGGGUCCUCUGCGCUUUGCUGGUGGCACCGGCUGGCCUGGCUGUGGGCCUCUGGCUCUGUGUAAGGGUCUCUGUUCCUUCAUAGGGGCAGGGAAGUCUGCAGACCCCAAGAGACACUGGGAUCAUCCAACUCGGGCUCACAAGAAAACCCCCGUGCGGCGAGAAAGAGCCAGGGAAGGAAUCGGCUUUAGGAAGAGCUUCAGGCUGGACGCAGAUGACGGGCAGCUUCCCAGCGCUGCUCCGGAAAAGACAGACCCCACGCCCGCGCCUUUCCCGCGUCAGCUUCUCACGCAGUGCUGUGGGCAGCGGCCGGGCCGCAGAGAGCGCCGGAGGCAGCGCGCGCCAGGGCUGUCGUUCACCUGCGGCACCUGCGGGAAGGCGCUCAGCUGCCACAGCCGGCUGCUGGCCCACCAGACGGUGCACACGGGGACGAAGGCCUUCCGGUGCCCCGAGUGCGGCCGGACCUUCCGGUGGGCAUCCAACCUGCAGCGCCACCGGAAGAACCACACGAGCGAGAAGCCCUUCUGCUGCGAGGCGUGCGGGCAGGCGUUCCGCCUGAAGGACCGCCUGGCUCAGCACCGCAAGGUCCACGCGGAGCACAGGCCCUACCCGUGCGGCGACUGCGGCAAAGCCUUCAGGCCGAAGUCCGACCUGCUCCGCCACCAGCUGGUGCACAGCGGAGAGCGGCCCUUCUGCUGCGCCGCCUGCGGCGAGGCCUCCCGGACCGAGGAGAGCCUCGGCCACCGCCGGCGGGCGCGCAGCGGGGAGGAGCCCUACACCUGCGCGGACUGCGGCGAGGCCUUCCGGUGGCCCAAGGGCUUCGGCAUCCCCCGGAGGCUGCACCUGACGACGAGGGCCUACGAGUGCCCCCGCUGCGGGAAGGGCUUCCGCCAUCUGGGCUGCUUCACGCGGCAUCGGGGGACGCACAGGCCCGGGGAAGUGCUGGGCUGAGGGCGGCCGCGGUGAGGAGCUGCUCGUGCGCCCGAGCGAAGCCGUCCCCGUCCCCACGGCUCCCCAGGCCCCCGAGAAGUUUUACUGGGAAAACCGUCAGCUGGGAGAAGCGGAUCCCUGAGUGUGUCCGAGACGGUGGCGGCCGCGCCCCAGCGCCGGGCACCGUGGGGACGUGCUGAGGGUGUGUACGACCUUGGAGCGAGCCGCACGCCCGCCCGGGCUCAGAGGCGGAGCCGCCGGCCCGGUGCCCACAGCUGUUGGCUCAGGGAUGCCACCCGGCCCCGGGUCGCUGUGUGCUGGGCCUUUCUUCCUGCCUCUGCGCCCCAUACUCGCUGCCCGGUCUGGCUUCACUUCCUGUCUCUGUUUAGGGCGAGGUGAGGCAGCUGUGAGCAUUGCACAGAGACAGAACCCCUCCUGCAGUCUCUGCGUCUGGGCCACAGAAACGAGAGCCUUUGUAGUAGUGAAGGCUCGUUCAAGGACUAGUGAGGGUGCUCAGCUGGUCCGGCAGGCCACCCCCGAGCUGCUUUAACGGCCUCCACCCAGCCCCGCUGCGCAGAGUCUUGGUCACGCACCUGGAAUGGGCAGAUCGAGUUGGGUCUCAGGGCAGUGCGGUGGGGAAGAGGUGACCUCUUUGUUUUAAAUCUAAGAUGUCUGCUUAACCAGCCAGAAAUAAACAUCUACCAGUGGUGGUCCCAAGGGGACACCCCCAUGUUUCAGGUUA
Messenger RNA from Saimiri boliviensis boliviensis (Bolivian squirrel monkey), 3676 nucleotides. The record is from RefSeq and is a predicted model, not a curated record. Lineage: Eukaryota; Metazoa; Chordata; Mammalia; Primates; Cebidae.